UUUAUGGCUGAAUGCAUGUCACGAGGUGCUGUUUUCUCCAGUCUAAAAUCAACUCAGUAUUCCAGCCGUCAUCCAAUGAAUUGUAUAUAUGGCAUUCGACAUGUUAGUGUGUUAAUGAUUGUAGACUGGAAAAUGCACCCCUCAUCAUGAACUCAUUGCAGCUGCAGGUCUAUGAAUAAGUGCUUUUCUGUACCACAGCUGUUCAGAAAGGUUUCUGUGUGUUUGUGUGUGCGUGCUGGACUAAUGCCUCAUCUAUUUCUUGGGGCUGUUCUCUUUUCUUUUUAUAUGCUUCACCUGAGCCUUUAUCUUUGUGCUGAUGUGUGCCCUAUGCAUGCUAAUAUCUCUCCCACAGGCCACACAUAUGGACCAGACACACACACUGUGAAUUCGCCUUGCAUGAUAACUCUGACCCACAGGCCCCUGAACGAUCACAUUAUUCUGUGAUGGCCAUGAUCUUUGUUACUAGUGGCCAAAUUUUCAUAGCUGAUAUUUUGUUGGCAGGAUACGGCCUUGGUGCUGCUGGUUAUCUUGGAGAUGGUUUAACUGACGGUUAUGGAGCAGGUCUAGGGGCAGGUGGAUACCCACAGGGAGUUCGUGCAGGAAAGCAGAUUGCAGGCUACAGCAACGGAUACGGCAGUGAGGUUUAUGGCACAGCAGACGGUUAUGGAGCAGGUCUUGGCGCUGGAGGCCUUGGAGGUCCAGGACUGGUAGUGAACCCCGGCCUUGGUGCUGAUGCCAAGUCUAGAAAAUAUGGGGCUGGCGGAGUUCUUGGAGCUGGAUCCUUGCCUUACGGUGGCCAGCCUGUGGUCUCAGCUGGACUUGACCCUCAAAGCAAAGCUGGUAGUUAUGGUGGAGCUACAUACAGAGGAAUACCAACGCUUGGGGCAGACACUUCUUUGGGUGGUACAGGUGGAGCAAUGGAGCCAUUAGCAGGCGGAGCUGUAGGCCAGAUUCCUUACAACGCACCAGUCAUUGCAGCUGGGCUUGAAGCUGAUGCUGGUUAUCCUUUUGGUGCUGAGCAAGUCAGCCUGGGUGCUGAUGCUACAAAGACAGCCGCCAAAUAUGGCACUGGAUAUGCAGCUGCACUGAGUACUGGGGGUCAAGGGCCCUAUGCUGGACAGAAGGAUGGAAGCAAGCUUAGUGGCAUUUAUGGGAAUGGCUACAAAGGCUGAUUUCCAAGGCCAUGCUGUUAAACUCGUCAGUGUUUUCUUAGCCCUUUUAUGCCUAGUGUUCCUCACCGUUGUGCAGUUUUGUGACAUGUUUUGUCUGCCAUAUUGUUUUGGUGUUGGUGUUGGUGCCCUUUUGCGCCGGGCAUGUGUGUUUUGUGUGUACGUGUGGUUUUGAUGUUCAUUGUUAUGUUGCUUGAUGUGUCCCCAGUCUGUUCGUUUGUCUUGUCCAGUGGAGUGUUUUAUGUCCCUUGUGUGUCUCUGUAUCUAACUAAAACAUGCUAAGCACUUCAUUGACUGUUAUUUUAAUUCUUAUGAAACACUAAAUAUUCCAC
This is a messenger RNA of Carassius auratus (goldfish), 1501 nucleotides long. RefSeq names its product acanthoscurrin-1-like. The transcript has 11 exons. The record is from RefSeq and is a predicted model, not a curated record. The coding region runs from base 444 to 1172 and encodes 242 amino acids. Lineage: Eukaryota; Metazoa; Chordata; Actinopteri; Cypriniformes; Cyprinidae.